GCCGAGACCUCCAUUCCAAACCAAACACAACAACACAAGAGCUAGCGUCCCACUAGCAGUGACUCGCUUCAACAACUAGCAGCAAGAGUAAGAGAGAAAGCAAGCAAAGAUGUGUGGUGGUGCCAUCCUCGCCGAGCUCAUACCGAGCACGCCGGCGCGCCGCGUCACGCCGGGCCACCUCUGGCCCGCGGCCGGCGGCAAGGGCAAGCAGCAGCGGAGGGCCGACGACUUCGAGGCCGCGUUCCGGGAGUUCGACGAGGACUCCGACGAGGAGGUCGAGAGCAAGCCGCUCGUGUUCAACGCUUCCUCCUCUUUGGAGAAGUCGACGAAUCAGCAGCAGCAGGCGGCGCCGAUGCCGAGCAGGCGCCGGAAGGCGGCGCAGUACAAGGGCGUCCGUCGCCGCCCGUGGGGCAAGUGGGCCGCCGAGAUCCGCGACCCCGUCAAGGGCGUCCGUGUCUGGCUCGGCACCUACCCCUCCGCCGAGGCCGCCGCGCUCGCCUACGACUCCGCCGCGCGCGACAUCCGCGGGCCCAGGGCCAAGCUCAACUUCCCCUCGCCCGCCGACGCCGCUCCUGCCGCCGGGCGCAAGCGCGGCCGCGCCGCCGAAUUCGUCGACCUCGUCGCCGACGAAGAGGACGAGCAGCAGUACUACGCGGCGUCCGUCGUCAAGCACGAGGUCGGGGCCACCGAGAGCGAGAACUCCGAGUCCGGCGGCGCCCUCCCGGACUUCUCGUGGCAGGGCGUGUCGGCGUACGACGAGGCCCCCGCGCCGCGCCCCGCCCCGGAGGCCGUCGAGGCCGAGUACCAGAGCGGCGCCAGCAAGCGCCCGAGGACCGAGCCCGAGAGCACCGAUGAGGCGUCGCCCCGGGCCUCCGACUCCGAGUCGGACGCGCUGUUCGACGCGUUCCUCUUCGGCGACCAGCUCGCCUACUUCAACGGCGCCGCGUACGAGUCCCUCGACAGCCUGUUCAGCGCGGACGCCGUGCAGGGCAACGCCGCUGCGGACGAGGGGAUGGGCUUGUGGAGCUUCGACGACGGCUGCCUCGUCGAGGACAACCUGCCGUUUUAAGCUUCUCCGCUGUGUUCAAGUUCAACGUCUUGUAAAAUUACGGAUGGUUUUGUGAUCUUGUCUAGUUUGUAACUUUGGAUCGAGGAAGAGAUGAAUUUACCGUUCUCAAAAGAUCUUGCCUCUC
Molecule: messenger RNA, 1193 nt
Organism: Panicum hallii
Lineage: Eukaryota; Viridiplantae; Streptophyta; Magnoliopsida; Poales; Poaceae
Product: ethylene-responsive transcription factor ERF073-like
Exons: 1
Coding region: 110-1069 (319 amino acids)
Biological process (GO): ethylene-activated signaling pathway; regulation of DNA-templated transcription
Molecular function (GO): DNA-binding transcription factor activity; DNA binding
Source: RefSeq, a predicted model, not a curated record